AUGAGAGAAAAGUGGAGAAAAAAGAGAAUGCGAAGACUCAAGAGAAAAAGACGUAAGGCACGUAAGUGAUAUAAGAAUGUGAUAAAUAUAUAAAUAUUUAAUCGAACAUUUUUUUAAUUCAAUUUUUAUCAAUUCUUUGA
This is a messenger RNA of Paramecium pentaurelia, 140 nucleotides long. The record is from the annotation of a GenBank genome assembly. Lineage: Eukaryota; Ciliophora; Oligohymenophorea; Peniculida; Parameciidae.